GUUUUAUUGUCGAAUCGAGAUACGAGCAACGAAAUUCUUCAUGUCAGAGUAAUUAACUAUACAUACCUGUCUACUUAAGCAUGAGUGGAAAUUUACAUAUAUUAUAACUUUCUGCGCCGACUCACUUGAAUUUAUUCACUGUUCUACUUAAAAAAAAUCGCGCCGUUUCCUUGGAAACACUUUGUCAUUAUAGGACAAAACUCUUCAAAAUAAAGUCAAACGAAAAAAGAAACCCCGAAAAAUUAAUAUACAAUUUUUCUUUUUCUUUUUGGUUUUGGGGGGAAAGGAAAAAUUAUUUCAGCAAAAAAAAAAAACAAACAAACAAAAUGUCUAUUAACACGACACCGAUUCUUUAUCUCAAUUUGGGAGGAGAGAUGUUAUAUAUUUUACGACAAAGAUUAAAAGCUCAGAGGAUCGAUGUCGAGAAAUCCAUUCAAGUUCUUGAUGACGUGACUCUUGCUUUAUUGGAUCCAAAAACACUUUCGUUAAUUUUCGAAAAAACCCCACUAAUGGGCAUUUCAUCGAUUCGAUCAAUUUUGGAGAGAGUGGUUCUCUGUUCAAUAAUGAAAUUAGAUGGGAAUAGUAUGAAUAAAUUAUUCGAAUUAAUGUACACAAUGGUGAAAUAUCAAUUGACAGUUGCCACUGGGCCAAGGGAAGUUGUUCUCAUUACGUUAAAUCACACAGAUGCAAUGAGAGAUAUGGUGUCUGAUGAAAAUGCUCACCAGUGCGUUAGUUUAGUCCAUCAAAUGAUUGUUGACUUAUAUUCGAAUUUAACGUACGAGGAAAUUUGGAAAGUGAGAAACGAAUGUUUGGAUGUUCUCAAGUCAAUAAAUGUAAGAAUGACAAUUCUCUUGAGACUUGGUCUUCAAAAUGAAAAUGCAACAUUCAACGUUGGAAAACAAACUUACAACGAACGGUACGACAAACAAGAAGCAAAAAUUGCCCACUUAAAAUUGACAGAUGUCAAUUGUGAUAAAUACACAUUUGGCUCUUUCAAUCUCUUUGGAGAUCGAAUUACUUUAUUGGGAAGAAAUAUAUAUUCGCCAACUUAUGGAAAUAUUCCGAAACCAUGUCUAAAGCGAAACAGUCGACAAGUAUUGGUUGACAGUCGACAAUUAUUAAAAACCGACUCUGGAUGUAAAGCAGAACUUGGAAUGCUUGCCUUACAAUUGGGAACUGAAGAAACCACCUACGAACGUCCCUUUAGCUUAAAUCUCUACAUAAGUGACGAGAAUAUGAAUUCCCACACUGAUCAAAAUCACAAGGAGCUAAAAGCAAACGAAGAGGAAAUUCAAAUCGAAAACAACGCCAGUAUUGAUAAAGAAUACAAAAAUGAAUUGGAAAAUUUAUGUGACUUACAAGAUGAAUCGACGAAUAUCAAACAAAGUAUGGACCUACUCAAACUUCUCGAUGAAGUUUAAAAAAAACUUUAUUUUUCUCCCCCUCUCAAAAAUCAUUCAAUUCUUUUUUAAUUAGACUUCUAGAUUUUUUUCCAAAACUCAUAAUUUCGUAAAAAAAAUAAUUACCUGAUAAUUUCCUUUCUCCCCCUCUCAUUCUUUCUUAAUUAGAUUUCUAGAUUUUUUUCCAAAACUCAUAAUUUCGUAAAAAAAAAAUAAUUACCUGAUAAUUUCCUUUCUUUCCUGUUCGAUAAUGUGCAUUAAA
This is a messenger RNA of Leptopilina heterotoma, 1662 nucleotides long. RefSeq names its product protein OSCP1 (gene OSCP1). The transcript is spliced from 5 exons. Lineage: Eukaryota; Metazoa; Arthropoda; Insecta; Hymenoptera; Figitidae. The record is from RefSeq and is a predicted model, not a curated record. Gene Ontology annotation, cellular component: cytoplasm; plasma membrane. Gene Ontology annotation, biological process: transport. The coding region runs from base 327 to 1421 and encodes 364 amino acids.